This is a messenger RNA of Rhinolophus ferrumequinum (greater horseshoe bat), 2721 nucleotides long. It is a transcript of the gene TOM1L2, whose product is annotated as target of myb1 like 2 membrane trafficking protein. NCBI's taxonomy places the organism in Eukaryota, Metazoa, Chordata, Mammalia, Chiroptera, Rhinolophidae. The transcript is spliced from 16 exons. Gene Ontology annotation, cellular component: endosome; membrane. The record is from RefSeq and is a predicted model, not a curated record. The coding region runs from base 125 to 1747 and encodes 540 amino acids. Gene Ontology annotation, molecular function: ubiquitin binding; clathrin binding; phosphatidylinositol binding. Gene Ontology annotation, biological process: signal transduction.
CGGCGUUCCUGAGGGUGGGGCCGGGGGUUGAGUGUCAGUCAGGUCGCGAGCGCAACCGGGGACAGCGGAGACCCCGGCGGCUGACAGGGUUCCCGGGCCGCUGCCGUGUUGUCCACAGCCCAAGAUGGAGUUCCUCCUGGGGAACCCGUUCAGCACCCCGGUGGGGCAGUGCCUCGAAAAGGCAACAGAUGGCUCCCUGCCAAGCGAGGACUGGACGUUGAACAUGGAGAUCUGCGACAUCAUCAACGAGACGGAGGAAGGGCCAAAGGAUGCCAUCCGAGCCCUGAAGAAGCGGCUUAAUGGGAACCGAAACUACAGAGAAGUGAUGCUGGCAUUAACAGUGCUGGAGACAUGUGUGAAGAACUGCGGCCACCGCUUCCACAUCCUCGUGGCCAGCCGAGAUUUCAUUGACAGUGUUCUGGUCAAAAUCAUCUCUCCCAAGAACAACCCUCCCACCAUCGUACAGGACAAGGUGCUCGCUCUGAUCCAGGCGUGGGCUGAUGCCUUUCGAAGCAGCCCUGACCUCACAGGUGUUGUGCACAUAUACGAGGAGCUGAAAAGGAAAGGCGUCGAGUUCCCGAUGGCGGAUUUGGACGCUCUGUCUCCCAUACACACACCUCAGCGGAGUGUCCCGGAAGUGGAUCCAGCCGCCACCAUGCCCCGGUCCCAGUCGCAGCCGAGGACGAGUGCCAGCUCCCAUUCCUCGCCGCCUCCUGCUCCCUACUCCGCUCCGCAGGCCCCGGCUCUGAGUGUGACGGGCCCCAUCACCGCCAACUCAGAACAGAUUGCCAGGCUGCGGAGUGAGCUGGACAUUGUUCGAGGAAACACAAAAGUCAUGUCUGAGAUGUUAACGGAAAUGGUCCCUGGGCAGGAGGACUCGUCUGACCUGGAGUUGCUGCAGGAGCUGAACAGGACCUGCCGGGCCAUGCAGCAGCGCAUCGUGGCGCUCAUCUCCCGCGUGUCUAACGAGGAGGUCACCGAGGAGCUGCUGCACGUGAACGACGACCUCAACAACGUCUUCCUCAGAUACGAGAGGUUCGAACGAUACAGGUCGGGCCGAUCGGUUCAAAAUGGCAGUAAUGGUGUACUGAAUGAAGUGAGUGAAGACAACUUAAUAGACCUGGGGCCAGGGUCUCCAGCCGUGGUGAGCCCAAUGGUGGGGAACACGGCACCCCCGUCUUCCCUCUCCUCCCAGCUUGCCGGCUUGGACUUGGGGACAGAGAGCGUCAGUGGCACCCUCAGUUCACUCCAGCAGUGUAAUCCCCGUGACGGCUUUGAUAUGUUUGCCCAGACGAGAGGGAACUCCUUGGCCGAGCAACGCAAGACGUAUGUGGGGACCAUUUCAGUGGCUCUCAGAAGGGUAACCUACGAGGAUCCCCAGGCAGUCGGAGGACUUGCUUCUGCACUAGACAAUCGGAAACAGAGCUCCGAAGUGAAGAGAGGUAAAGGUGGGGACUCUGGCCUGGAGCCCAUAGACAGCUGGCUCAUAACCCAAGGAAUGAUCCCCGUUGUGCGGCCCUCUGUCAUGGACGACAUUGAGCUGUGGCUCAGGACCGACCUGAAGGGCGAUGACCUGGAGGAGGGCGUCACAAGUGAAGAGUUCGAUAAAUUCCUUGAAGAAAGAGCCAAAGCUGCUGAAAUGGUUCCCAACCUCCCUUCGCCCCCAGUGGAGUCCCCAGCCCCGGCCUCAAACCCCUCCGGCCGGAAGAAGCCAGAGCGUUCAGAGGAUGCCCUCUUCGCCCUGUGAGCUGUUCUGUGGUGUGGCUCCCCAGAUAGCAGGUCACCUCUCAUCCCUGUCCACACUGGGCACUGGCCACUCCUCCCAUCCCUGGCCCCCAUUGGUCCUGCGUUGUCGUCUCCAUGGAAACACCCCUGUGUUUGCUCCCAGGCCUCCCACUAGUCAGGACCUACUUUAGCCACCUUCUCUCUGGGCGGUGGGACAGCGGCACUGUAGCCAGAGGCACCUCCCCCAUCCCCGCCCCUCCUGCCCACAGGCUCCCUCUGCCCAUGUUUCCUCCCAGGAAGAGAGUGGGCAGCAGAGCCCAGCCUCAAGCAAGGCAGUCCACUCGGGACUGUUUCCUGAGCAGACACUUGGACUGUCUCUCCUGUCACCUGCCCACAGAGAAGGGGGUCAGGUCCCAGCCCCUUCUCCAUGUGCCCCUGCCCCCUGCCUGGCUCAGCAGUCUCCUUGAUCUGGCCUGCCCUCCCAUGCCUCUCUGAUCCAGAAAAGGGCUUGUCUGCACCUGCAGCUUGGUCUCCCUCCUGGACUGCUGCUCCCUGAUGUGUGUCACCUUGUGGCACUUGGCAUGCUCAGCACUUUAGAUGGCUCUGUGGGAAGCCCAUGUGUGGGGUCUCAUCUUCUUGCACCUCUUUCCAUCACUCAGCAGCCACGCGAGACUGAGUGGCCCCUCAUGGACUCACAGGCUCCUGGCAUGGGAAGAGCGAGGGGCAGCGGGAGGGCCGCGUAGCCAAUGGACAGUGGCCACAUGGCACAGCGGUUUAGCUCCUGCAGAGAGAACGCUAUAAAGCAGACUGCCCCCGUGCACACGACGCGUUCCCCACACACAGUGGGCCCAGUCUGUGGAGGGGCCUGCAGUGGGAGGGAUUGCUCUGGCUUGCUCGGGCAGGCUUUGUGGGUUUGUGAGCAUGUCCUGUGGCAGCCUCUGUGCCUCUACCGCCAGGGCCCGGCAGCAGACGGCUUUGCACUACACUUAGAGGUCC